CCAUGCGAAGAUACUGAGGUGGUGGAUUGUACUCUUUCACUCUCUCUCUCUCCCUCCCUCCAUGUAUCUCUCUUCCCACUGAACCCCCUGAAGGUGACGUGACCCAUUCCAUGCUAGGAGUUCUAUCUGGUGCCUUGGACCUUGAGGUGUACAUCUGCACACCCUUAGCCUCAACAAGAACAUCCUCCACCUCCACCUAGUCAUUCUUCACUGUGCCCAUCAUCCCCUUGUUUCCCAGUCUAAUCCCCUGGUCACGCCAGAGAGAGGCAGACAGCACAAGCCCAUCUCACAUCUGAGGAAGUCUGAGGGACCCGUGGCACCACACAAAGGCGGAGCCAGCCCCAUGGUGCAUAAGAACUCAGGAAAGAUGAGCAACCACAUCUAGCAGAUCUUUUUUGUCUUUUUCAGAGCAAAGUGUGCAAGAAAUAGGGGGAGAGACAUACUCCUGUGAAAUAAAGAGAGGGAACAGGAUAGGGAGAAACAGAAGAGGAUGCCUUUUGGGGGGUUUUCGGGGCUGAAGGAGCGGGUUCUGAAACCAGGGAAGGAGGAGGUGAAGAAUACAGUAGGAGACGGUCUGGGGAACCUGCAGAGAAAAAUUGAUGGGACCAAUGUAGACGAGGAUGACCAGAUGGAGCUCACGGAGGACGGGCAACCGGUGGCUCCUCGCCACAAUGCCCCUCUGUUUGACUGCGGUUGCUGCGGCCUGCCCAAGCGCUACAUCAUCGCCAUUCUCAGCGGACUGGGCUUCUGCAUCUCCUUUGGCAUCCGUUGCAACCUGGGGGUGGCCAUUGUGGAGAUGGUCAACAACAACACAGUCUACAUCAAUGGGACACCUGUACUCCAGCCAGCUCAAUUCAACUGGGACCCAGAGACUGUGGGACUGAUCCAUGGCUCCUUCUUCUGGGGUUACAUCGUCACACAGAUCCCUGGAGGCUUCAUCUCCAACAAGCUGGCCGCCAACAGAGUGUUUGGGGCGGCCAUUUUUCUCACGUCCAUACUGAAUAUGUUCAUCCCUUCAGCAGCCAGAAGGCACUACGGCUGUGUCAUGUUAGUCCGCAUCCUGCAAGGCUUGGUGGAGGGUGUUACCUACCCUGCAUGCCAUGGGAUGUGGGCCAAAUGGGCCCCUCCCCUGGAGAGAAGUCGACUGGCCACCACCUCAUUCUGUGGUUCCUAUGCAGGUGCUGUGAUUGCCAUGCCUUUAGCAGGAGUCCUGGUUCAGUUUGUUGGAUGGCCCUCGGUCUUCUAUAUCUAUGGUGUAUUUGGGAUUAUAUGGUACAUCUUCUGGCUCCUGCUUGCCUAUGGGAGCCCAGCCGCCCACCCCACUAUAAGCGAUGAGGAGAGGAUCUACAUAGAGACCACCAUUGGCGUGGGUGUCAAAAUAUUGAGCGCCACUGAGAAAUUCAAGACUCCAUGGCGUCGUUUCUUCACCUCCAUGCCUGUCUAUGCCAUCAUCGUGGCUAACUUCUGCCGUAGCUGGACCUUCUAUCUGCUCCUCAUCAGCCAGCCAGCCUACUUUGAGGAGGUGUUUGGCUUCUCCAUUGGCAAGGUGGGGCUCCUGUCUGCUGUGCCUCACAUGGUGAUGACCAUCGUAGUGCCCAUCGGUGGCCAGCUAGCCGACUUCCUACGCAGUCGUAAAAUCAUGUCAACUACAAACGUCCGGAAAAUCAUGAACUGCGGAGGUUUUGGAAUGGAGGCGACUCUGCUGCUGGUGGUGGGGUUCAGUCACACACGUGGGGUUGCCAUAUCCUUCCUGGUGCUAGCUGUGGGCUUCAGUGGCUUUGCCAUCUCAGGGUUCAAUGUAAACCACCUGGACAUUGCUCCUCGCUAUGCCAGUAUCCUAAUGGGCAUCUCCAAUGGUGUUGGCACACUGUCUGGAAUGGUGUGCCCCCUUAUUGUUGGAGCACUGACUAAACACAAGACCCGUCUGGAGUGGCAGAACGUGUUUGUGAUAGCCGCCAUGGUGCACUACACAGGGGUCAUCUUCUAUGCUAUCUUCGCCUCAGGCGACAAGCAGGAAUGGGCAGAACAAGAGAGCACCAGCGAAGAUAAGGUUGGUAUUAUCGACGAGGAUGAGCUGGCCGAAGAGACUGAGCUCAACAGCGAGAUUGCCAUGGUACCCAAGAAAAGCUAUGGAACCACAGAGAACUCAUCGGGUCGCAAACAGGGCUGGAAGAAGAACAGAGGAGUCACCAUGCAGGAGGAUAAGGAUGAUGGGAACUCGCACCACGGGAAUGGGAACUACCAGGAGCAGUUUCAGUGAUGCGCCCUAAUAAUCAGGGGCAUUGGCUGUAUAGAUUCUCCAAAUUUUUCCUGGAGUGGGCACUUGCACACUUUCUCACAUAGAAAACCUGAGGAAACCAGAGGAGGCUUAAUGGGAGGAGCUAUAGGAGGAUGGGCUCAUUGUAAUGGCUGGAAUGCAA
Messenger RNA from Oncorhynchus tshawytscha (Chinook salmon), 2420 nucleotides. RefSeq names its product solute carrier family 17 member 8 (gene slc17a8). Lineage: Eukaryota; Metazoa; Chordata; Actinopteri; Salmoniformes; Salmonidae. Gene Ontology annotation, molecular function: L-glutamate transmembrane transporter activity; neurotransmitter transmembrane transporter activity. Gene Ontology annotation, cellular component: synaptic vesicle membrane; excitatory synapse. The record is from RefSeq and is a predicted model, not a curated record. Gene Ontology annotation, biological process: synaptic transmission, glutamatergic; regulation of synapse structure or activity; neurotransmitter loading into synaptic vesicle. The transcript is spliced from 12 exons. The coding region runs from base 491 to 2260 and encodes 589 amino acids.